AUGGCAACAGCGAGGGAUUUUAGCGCGCCGCAAGAAUCAGCUGGUCCUAACAUGGACAUUAUCUCCAGUCCGGUCUCGCGCAUGGAGGACCGAAUCCUCCAAUGCGACCCUAACGUCCCUAGGGCGCCUGUUACACAUAGAGAUUCAUCUGCAGGAACUUUGGAUAGGUUUCCGGCCGAAACCAUGUUCCAGAUCUUCUCUCACUUAGACAUCUCGUCCCUUAACAAUUUCAGACGAGCUAAUCACGCAACCUUUGACCUCGUAUCGGCCUAUCUGCCUUUCGAACUUCCCAUGAUGCAUGCUUCAGAGACCCUCCGGGCAAUCCAAUCCGUCGGAAGUCUAAAAUUUCAUAUUUUUAAAGCUUCAACCGUCAGAACAUGUUUUGGCCUCGAUGACCGACACUUCCGUGAUAUCCCGAUAUAUCGAACCAUUCCAGGAAAAUACGGAAUCCCCUUACGAACAUACGAUGUGGUUCAGCACUUAAUCUCUAGGCCUGACGCCGAAUAUGCAAGACUUCGAGCCGAUAAUUUCGACCAAGUUCAGUGUGACAGAAGAAGGGCUCUUGUUUGGGGGCUAUUUGAAGAAGAGCAAAGGGGAGGGCAAGCAAGGAAUGACUUGUACCUCCAAUCCCUUUCUCCUCAGACCAGUCCUCGGCCUCGCGUCCCCUUAACUUGGCGGAGCCGGCUUGCUGAGCAAACCACCCAAUACAACUAUCAUCUAACCACUGUCUUGCCUUUUGCAAACGUUGCCAAACGGACCAUAGAGACCCAUAAGUACUGCACCGGGUGCAUCUAUCAGAGGCACAUUUUUAAGACGAAACUCAAGGCCACUCUUCCAGAGUCUGUGGCCCUUGAGCUUGAGGAGGAAACGAUGGAAAGGGCCUCGAGGGCCUGGUUGGUGAAGGACCUCGUCGAGCAUCACAAGCACUGCCAGUGGGUGGGUCAGCUCCUUGCAAAAUGGCCCGUUACCUACAAGCUGCUCUGA
Molecule: messenger RNA, 984 nt
Organism: Uncinocarpus reesii 1704
Lineage: Eukaryota; Fungi; Ascomycota; Eurotiomycetes; Onygenales; Onygenaceae
Exons: 2
Coding region: 1-984 (327 amino acids)
Source: RefSeq, a predicted model, not a curated record